Eimeria maxima is the source of this 261-nucleotide messenger RNA. RefSeq lists its product as hypothetical. NCBI's taxonomy places the organism in Eukaryota, Apicomplexa, Conoidasida, Eucoccidiorida, Eimeriidae. The coding region runs from base 1 to 261 and encodes 86 amino acids. The record is from RefSeq and is a predicted model, not a curated record. The transcript has 3 exons.
AUGUUAUACAUAGUGUAUGGAGGAAAAGAUGAAUCAACAGAUGACGAAGAAGAAGAAGAAAAAGAAGAAAGAAUAAAGGAAAUAAAAGAAGGAGAAGAAGAAGAAGAACAACAAGAAGAGGAGGAGGGGGAGGAGGAGGAGGAAGAAGAAGAGGAGGAAGAAGAAGAAGAAGAAAUAGAUGAUGAAUAUUAUAGGAUAAAAGUUGCAGACUUUGGCUUAGCUAAGAAUUUAAAUUCUUCUUUCUUUGCUACCACCAUGUAA